Molecule: messenger RNA, 1656 nt
Organism: Cuscuta campestris
Lineage: Eukaryota; Viridiplantae; Streptophyta; Magnoliopsida; Solanales; Convolvulaceae
Source: the annotation of a GenBank genome assembly
GGCAAUUAAAAAUAAUCACGCAGCCCAAAUUACGCCUUUAUUUACAACUGUACCUACUUUUGACAAAAUCUCCCAAUGCUGACCUUUUCUCUCCCUUUCUCUUCUCUCCAUGCAGACCAUAUUUAUGGAGUACGUCAUCAUUAAUAAACCGACCCGAAUAAAUCCCCCCAAUUUCACAUUAGGGCUCCGAACCACAGUUAUAUAUAUCUCUCUCUCUCUCUUUGCAAUCCCUGCAAUUCUUUCUGGAUUGGAGAAAUGCCGGCUACAGACUACCAAUCGUCGUUUUCCAGCUUCGGCCGUUCGUUUCUGAGCAUGCGCCGCCGUGAACAGACGGAUGAGACUCCCGAUGAACAGCUCGAAGCUUUCCAGAUACGAGUCGCCGAUCGGCUCAACGACUUGUUGUCCGCGAGUUCAGAUGACGUGCUCUCUCUUCCCUGGAUCCAGAAUCUGCUCGACGUCUUCCUCCGUUGCCUGGAGGAGUUCAAGUCCAUCGCCGUCGACUACAAGGCUCUCCUGAACAAGCCCCCUCUGGACAGAUUCGUAUCCGAGUACUUCGAGAGGAGCGUGAAGGCUCUGGACGUCUGCAAUGCCAUCCGAGACGGAAUCGAGCAGAUCAAACAGUGGCAGAAGCAGUCGGAGAUUGUGAUCUGUGCGCUGGAGAACCAGAGAUGUCUCAGGGAAGGCCAAUUCCGUCGCGCGAGGAAGACCUUAGCGGAUCUGGCGGUUUCCAUGCUCGACGAGAAAGUCUCCAAUUCCUCUCUCUCCCAGCGGAACCGAUCUUUCGGGAGAAACAGCAAUAAUGGCAAGUCAUCGCCGGGCCAUUCCAGGUCCCUGUCCUGGAGCGUAUCCCGGAAUUGGUCCGCCGCCAGGCAACUCCAAGCCAUGGGAAACAACUUGGCUCCUCCUAAAACCAGUGAGAUCAUUGCCUCAAAUGGGCUCGCUUUAUCCGUCUCCACAAUGAGCCACUUGCUGUAUUUCGUGAUGUUCGCCCUUGUGGCCGCAUUCCCCUGCCAAGACAGGGGCGGCCUCAACGCAAAUAUCAACCCGUCCAAGUUUUCCUGGUCUGCCCCACUCCUCGCCCUUCACGAGAGGGUUCUCGAUGCCUCGAAGAAGAGGGACCGCAAGCGGAGCUCCAACUCCAACUCCAACUCCUCUUGGGGGCUGUUGAAGGAGCUUCAGGAGAUGGAGAGGUGCACCAGAGGAUUGAACGAGUUGGCGGAAACGGCGGAGUGUCGUCCUCCGGCGGAGGGGGAGGUGAAGGGGAGGGUGGGUGAGCUUAGGGUGGCGGUGUCCUCUCUGAAGGGUGGAUUGGACCCUUUGGAGCGGCAGGUCAGGGAAGUGUUCCAUAUGAUUGUUCGCUGCAGGACUCAGGGGCUCGACUCUUUUGAUCGCUCUCUUAAGCCCAUUUAUCAUAAUGCUUAAUUUUUGGUUUUGUUCCUACACAACGCGGGGGGUUUUUUCCUUCUUUUCUUGCCUGAUCCAUAAUUAAUUACGGGUAAUUACGUACUAGACUGAUGUCAAUGGUAUAUGUGUUGUGUAAAGAUAACAGCAAAUAAACUUUUAAUUAGUUUCGAGUGAUUAAUGAGAAGUAAUUAAAUUAAAAUGACAUCUUAAACUUCUCUUGUUUCUUACUUCUAAUGAAGUUUUGAGUAUUGA